Molecule: messenger RNA, 1168 nt
Organism: Macadamia integrifolia
Lineage: Eukaryota; Viridiplantae; Streptophyta; Magnoliopsida; Proteales; Proteaceae
Product: chorismate mutase 1, chloroplastic
Exons: 6
Coding region: 106-1053 (315 amino acids)
Biological process (GO): aromatic amino acid biosynthetic process; chorismate metabolic process
Cellular component (GO): cytoplasm
Molecular function (GO): chorismate mutase activity
Source: RefSeq, a predicted model, not a curated record
GUUUUGCUUUCUCUUCCCUCUUGUGAUUCUUAGUUUGUUCCUCCAUAUUUGUACUCUGUUUUUGAGUCUUUGCGAGCUACUGACAUAAUCUCUGUCAGAUCAAUAAUGGAGUUAAAGAUCUUAGACUCUGCUUCCGUUUCUACGUCCCGUUCUUUCAUAUCUUCAGUGCCCAACUCCUUUUUCAUCACGCGAUCGAAUUCCAACUUCAGAUUUGCCCGAUCAUGGUCACGAAGAAAACUUACCCUCUCCGUUCAAGCUUCUCCUACCAAAUUGGAGGAUAAGACUAGAGUGGAUGGCAGUGGAAACUUUAAUCUAGACAGUAUAAGACAUUCUUUGAUACGCCAAGAAGAUAGCAUAAUAUUUGGCCUUUUGGAGAGGGCUCAAUAUUGUUACAACGCUAUCACAUAUGAUCAAAAUAUAUUCUCCAUAAUGGGGUUCCAAGGUUCAUUGGUUGAGUACAUUAUCAGGGAGACUGAACGGCUUCAUUCAUGGGUUGGCAGAUACAACAGCCCAGAUGAGCAUCCUUUCUAUCCGGCUGACUUACCAGAGCCAAUAUUGCCACCUCUGCAAUAUCCACAGGUUUUGCAUCCAAUUGCGAAUUCCAUCAAUAUAAACAAGAAGAUCUGGGAUAUGUAUUUCAGUGUCCUUCUUCCAAGAUUAAUUACCAAAGGUGAUGAUGGUAAUUGUGGUUCCGCUGCUGUCUGUGACACUAAUUGUCUACAGGCACUCUCAAAGAGAAUCCAUUAUGGCAAAUUUGUAGCGGAGGCAAAGUAUAAAGCCGCCCCUGCUGUCUAUGAAGCUGCAAUUAGAGCACAAGACAGAGACCAAUUGUUGGCUUUGCUAACCUAUGAGGCUGUGGAAGCCUUAAUCAAGAAGAGAGUAGAGAUGAAAGCCGGAACAUAUGGACAGCAGGUAAGAGUCAAUGGAGAGGAGGGUGAAGAUGAUCCAUCGUACAAAAUCAAGCCAAGUAUAAUUGCAGAUCUCUAUGGAGACUGGAUCAUGCCUUUGACUAAGGAAGUUCAGGUCGAAUACUUAAUGAGAAGGUUGGACUGAAUUAGACAAGAUAAUGAAUUAAGUCAUAGGCUUUGUUUAUAUCUGAUGAUGCUGAUGUUAAAUUAUGAGAUUGCUUUAGUUGAAUAUAAUGCAGAUCCUAAAAUUGUUCUACCAA